CUUCACUACGGCGGUGAUAUCCACGGCAGUGGCCGCUUUCUCCUUCGUCUUCUUCUUGAAAUAAUCAAUCAAUGUUGGUCUGGUCACGUGGCCACGUGGUCACUCCCAGCCAGAUACCCAGCUUCUUCACCUUGCCAGCCAGCAGUCCUCUUGCUCUAGCUACACAUCACCAUCACCAAUAUCAACGAUAUUGCCUCACUUCGUUGCUCGCCGUCUCCCACAAUCAACAAUUUCAGCAACCAAUAGUCAAUAUGCGCUAUUUCUGCUAUUUGAUCGAUCGCCUGUGAUA
This is a messenger RNA of Colletotrichum navitas, 289 nucleotides long. RefSeq lists its product as uncharacterized. The coding region runs from base 72 to 287 and encodes 71 amino acids. The record is from RefSeq and is a predicted model, not a curated record. The transcript has a single exon. Lineage: Eukaryota; Fungi; Ascomycota; Sordariomycetes; Glomerellales; Glomerellaceae.